This is a messenger RNA of Osmerus eperlanus (European smelt), 6760 nucleotides long. RefSeq names its product discs, large (Drosophila) homolog-associated protein 1b (gene dlgap1b). Gene Ontology annotation, cellular component: postsynaptic specialization; glutamatergic synapse. NCBI's taxonomy places the organism in Eukaryota, Metazoa, Chordata, Actinopteri, Osmeriformes, Osmeridae. Gene Ontology annotation, molecular function: molecular adaptor activity. The record is from RefSeq and is a predicted model, not a curated record. Gene Ontology annotation, biological process: signaling.
UCGACCACCAGCGGACCUAUCAUAUUUGUGUUUAUUCAGUGUUAGUGUUUAUUCAGUUAGGAUAAAACCACACUUACAAUAGCACAAAGGAUUAAUUCCAGCCGUGCUUGCUGAUUUCCGAACGUUAAUCUUCUGUGUUGUCCCAACAUAAGUUUGUUCCAGAUGGAGGACAAGGGGAAAGACUUUAAGGACGGCAGCAAGGAGAUGUGGAAGAGGAGGCAAUAAAGCAGUUUCGGACGUCCCUUGUUGCGCGUUCCUCCCCCCCCCUCCCCCGGCCCUCCCCCGAGCCCUGCAGGUGACCAUGACGAUGAAAGGCCUGACGAGCAGCCGCAGCCAUCACCACACGGUGACCUGCGACCCCUCCUACGACGCCAUGACCCUGCGCGCCGAGCGGAGGCCCUACCGACUCAACCCCAGCGAAACCCACCCGGCCGACCACCCCUACUACGCCCAGCGCAGCUCCUUCCAGUCCGAAUGCAGCCCCUACAGCGACCUGGCCAGCAGCACCUUCCCCCGGAGACACUACAGCUCACACCACGAGCUCAAGGAGGAGUGUGGGGCCGUUGUGCCCUACACCGGGGGCCCGCCAGGUGGGGGGAAGGGGGCCGGCGGAGGUGGGGGAGGGGGAGGCAACAACCGCAUCCCCCCCAACCUGCUGGAGCAGUUUGAGCGGCAGGCGCCGGUGCGACACGACGGCUACCACACCCUGCAGUACAAGCGCACAGCGGUGGAGCACCAGCGCAGCGACAGCCCCGGACGCAUCCGCCACCUGGUGCACUCGGUCCAGAAGCUCUUCACCAAGUCCCACUCGCUGGAGGGGCCCUCAGGGGCCGGCGGAGGGGGCAGGGUGAACGGCGGCAAGGCCAGUCCCGACGACCCCCCGUCCCACCAGGGAACGCUCAAGCACAGCGGCAAGCGCAGCAAGAGCAAGGACCGCAGCAGGUCGGAGCCCAAGAUGCGCUCGGCCAUCUCGGGCUACUGGAGCUCGGACGACAUGCUGGACCGCGAGAUGUGCCUCUACCACCACCACCCGGGCGGCGCCGGCGGGCCCCCGUCGGGCGUGAUGACCAUGGGGCGCCACCCGGACAAGUCGCAGUCGCAGUACUUCGUGGAGUCCUACAACACCAUCAGCGCCCACUCGCUCAAGACGUCGCGCAGCAACAACGACGUCAAGUGCUCCACUUGCGCCGGCGGCCUGGCGCCGGGGCUGAUGAGCGGGCUGGAAGGCCAGCUCCUGAAGAAGAGCUCCUGGUCCUCCACGCUGACGGUGAGCAGGGCGCGGGAGGUUUACCAGAAGGCCUCGGUCAACGUAGACAAAGCCCUAGUGAAGGCCGAGACGUGCCAGCAGGGCCGCACAUGUCAGUUCCUCCAGGUGCCCCAGGACGAGUGGUGUGGGGGGGGCUUCUCGCCCCUGGGGAAGGAGGAUGAGAUCCCAUGCCGGCGGAUGCGUAGCGGCAGCUACAUCAAGGCCAUGGCCGAGGAGGACAGCGGCGACUCGGACUGCAGCCCCAAGCCCUCCCCCAAGGUGCAGGCGCGGCGGGCCAGCUACCUGAAGGCCACACAGCCCUCGCUCACUGAGAUGACCACACUGAAGAUCUCCACGGAGCACUCUCCCAAGCUGCAGAUCCGGAGCCACAGCUACUUGCGGGCGGUGAGUGAGGUUUCCAUCAAUAGGAGUCUGGACAGCUUGGACCCAGCGGGGCUGCUGGCCUCACCCAAAUUCCGCUCGCGAAACGAGAGCUACAUGCGAGCCAUGAGCACCAUCAGCCAGGUGAGCGAGGUGGAGGUGAACGGGCAGAUCGAGGCGGUGUGCAAGCAGGUGUUCAGCGAGAUGGAGUCCCAGGCGGUGGACGCGCUGGACCUGCCCGUGCCCGGAUGCUUCCGCAUGCGCAGCCACAGCUACGUGCGCGCCAUCGAGAAGGGCUGUUCCCAGGAAGAGGAGGAGGCGGCGGCGGCGGCGGCGGCGGGGGGGCAUGGCGGCCACAGGAUGAGGGCCAUCUCCCCUCCCAGGUCCACCACCACCGUCAGGACCAUCCAGAGCAGCACAGUGUCAUCAUGCAUCACCACCUACAAGAAGACCCCUCCCCCGGUCCCGCCCCGCACCACGCCCCCCAAGCCCUUCAUCUCCAUCACCGCCCAGAGCAGCACCGAGUCGGCCCAGGACGCCUACAUGGACGGCGGGGCCGUGCCGCGGACGCACCUCUCCUCCCAGCCGGGCCUGUCCAACUCCACGGAGAGCAUCGACAGCAUGAAGGCCCUGGCGGCCGCCAUCGAGGCAGCCAACGCCCAGGUCCACGGGCCGGCCAGCCAGCACGUCACCAACAGCACCGUCACCGUCACCGCCACGGCCGCCGUCGUCUCGGCCGACGGCAAGAGGGAGAGCGACGCCCUGCGCAAGUGCCUCUCCAUAGGCAUACAGGUUGAUGGGCCCGAGGAAGCUGUUGCUAUAGAGGAGCAUUCCAAGUUCCAGUCUGUCGGCAUCCAGGUGGAGGAGGAGAGAAGCUACCGGCGGAUGACCCGCUCCAACAGCGUGACCGCGGCCGUGCAGGCCGACCUGGACGACCCCUGCGACCCGGCCGGGGUUCCCCUCCCCCCCCUGCGCCACUGCGCCACCAUGCCCCGGCAGCACUCCCGCGAUGCCGCCACCUCCACCGUCAGCAUCCAGGGCUCGGGGAACCACUACCACGCCUGUGCCGCCGACGACAGCGACAGCGGAGACGCGGGCUUCGACCCGUCCAUCCUGCCCCCGCCCGACCCCUGGAUGGACAGCGUGGCGGGCCACGGCCCCGACGACUCGCUGGCGGGCGGGUCCGGGCGCUCGGCGUGCCGGAGGGACGGACGCUGGUUCCUCAAGCUGCUCCAGGCGGAGGCGCAGAGGAUGGAGGGCUGGUGCAGGCAGAUGGAGCAGGACGAGAUGGAGCACGAGCUGCCGGAAGAGGUCCUGGGGAAAAUCCGCAGUGCGGUGGGGAGCGCCCAGCUGCUGAUGUCCCAGAAGUUUGAGCAGUUCAGGGAGCUUUGUGAGGAGAAUCUGAACCCCAACGCCCACCCCCGGCCUACCUCCCAGGACCUAGCAGGGUUCUGGGACAUGCUGCAGCUGUCCAUUGAGAACAUCAGCCUCAAGUUCGAUGAGCUCCACCAGCUCAAAGCCAACAACUGGAGACCCCUUGACCCCCCCGAGAUUAAGGAGAGACGGAUGGCCCCUCCUGUGCCAAAGAAGCCCCAGAAGGGCCAUCCUCCCCUGGCUCGAGACCGCUCCCUGGAGAGCUCCGAGCGCCAGCGCCUGGAGGCCCGAAAGCGCCUUCUGGCCGCCAAGCGGGCGGCGUCCCUCCGACAGAGCUCGGCCACUGAGAGUGCCGACAGUAUCGAGAUUUACAUCCCGGAGGCACAGACCAGACUAUGAGACGGACACACGCAAAUUCAACACACAGAAACGCACACGCAGACAUGUGACAUACAUACAGGUGUGCUCCAGCACCUCAACACACACACAGACACUGUAACACAAACUGUGGCACUGAAUGGCUAGGGUAGGGCUUGUAAUAUAACCCCGUCUUUGUUGACUUCCCAUGAACAGGGUGGGGUCUGUCAAGGUAGUGUCUGUUCCUCCACAAAUGUAUAUUUAUUUAUCUAUUUAUUUAUUUACUCUCCCUUAGGAAAAACAAAUCUUAGCUUUCAGCUUCUGUGUAGCACUCCCACGGCACUUUUUCCAGACAUGUGUUUUGUGAUCCCUUCGUUCUCCACGUUCAACACUCCAUUACACGACCUGUCCUCCCAAAGCAGGCAGGUGUAGCACUGGGGCGGGGCACAUAUCUCGUUACGGAUGUAUUGAAUUGGCAGAGCAGGAGACGGGAGGGUGAGAUGGACAGCGAGGGAGAGGGACAGGGAGAGGGAGAGGGAGAGGGAGAGGGAGAGAGAGAGAGAGAGAGAGAGAGAGAGAGAGAGAGAGAGAGGGAGGGAGAGGGAGAGAUGGGAAGAAGGAAGUGAGAGAAUGGUACAGAAAGAGAGGUAUGAAGAGAGAUUAAAAAGAAACGGCGAGAGAGAUAGAGGAGCAGAAACAGAGAUGGAGGGAGAGAUGGAGAAACAAAUGGAAGUAGGAGAGAGAGAGGGUGGACCUAGUAUUGCAAGGGCGUAGCAGGUCAUCCUCUGGAUUGUCUCUCCUCUCCCCUCUCUCUUUUUAUUCCAUCCACUGUCAGUGAAAGCAUUUUAAUAUAAGACAUAGCCACACACAACAAACCGAGACAACAUAUACACAUCAUAUACCAUGAACACUCCUCAUUUGAAUUCCAGACAAAGCUGUACGUAUUGUAUCAAUCAAUGUAGGCCACGCCAAAUCAUAUAUUUCACACUUUCAUUGAAACUCAAUGAAUAACAAAACACAACAAACAUGUUUUUACAGGUCCUCAUGCUCUCUACCAUUGUUUUAUGUGGUUUAAAGUUCUCCUGUUUGGUGUGGCCACAGACAAAUGUACGUAUAUAUGUGCAGUUUUUAGCAUUUUCAGAUUCACAACUAAUCUUGACACACUGGGUUAGGGGUGGUAGAUUAAGUUAUUUAUAUUUUAUAUAUCUAUCUAUAUCUACCUAUAUUAUCUAUAUAUAUAUAUACCUUAUAUAAAUAUACCUAUAUUAAUAUGGGUCUUAUGUAGAGUAACCAAAUAACUUCACAAGAAAACAGCCAUGUCUUAAGACAGGGCUGUUGUUCUCGAGCCUAUCCCAGGGGUCAGAGGUCACAGGCUCAGGCAGGUCACCCAGGUGUGAUUUGGUUCUGGAAUAAGCAAUGUUGGUUUGAGGUCAGGUGUGCUCUGUUGGUGGAUCUGGAACUGUUUCUUCAGAGAAAUCAUUAAGUUCACAGAGUAGAGGAGACACCUGUGAAAUCAGGGUUCGUCACAAGAAGGUACGUGUGUGCAUCCGACCGCUUGUACGUAUGUGCGUGUGUAUGAGUGUGAGUUUUGAAGGUUUGCUUGUGUGUGUGCUAGUUACAGAGCAGGUGCCGAAGAGACUGGCGUAGCGCAGUUGCACCGUGCGUGUGGAAGAGACUUGUGUUUGGGGGUUUUCAUGCUUGUUUAGAAAGUGCUUCCUUUUUUUCAAAGGUCAAAUGUUUUCAAAGAUCAAAUGAGGCCCGAUACUAACAAGCAAAGUAGCAUAAUCGACACACUGUAAAACAAAAACACUGUACAUCAUUUUAAACUGAGCUAUACAUACUGUUACCACUGUAUUAUACGUAUGCUGACUCAAGAUCAUUGGUAUAUCAUUUAUUUAUUUAUUAAUCUUUUUGUCUAUCAUAUUGUACUGAAACCAUCAGGUAUCCUUGAGUUACCUACAGUGAGGUCAUCGCUAGUACAGAUAUCAUGCCCAACAUGUUACAGUAUGUAAUUGUGUUAACAGAAAUAGGUUAGGUUGACAACUUGUCAGGCAAGAUGGAUGUUCUUUUUAUAUGUGUGUGCGUGUUUCUCAUUUCCCAUGCUAGUUCCCAUGCCAACUUUUUAAAAGUGAACGUUUAUAGUAUUUUAUAUCCAUGUUUUAUUUAUUUGGAGAAAAAAGAUUGUUUAUUAUGGUGAUUAUGAUUAUUAUGCACUGAAAAGGCCCAUAUACUGUGUUUAUAAUUGUUCUAUGUUUUCUCUUUGGCAUGACAGGCACUUUUAUUUAUUUUUUCAGUAAUCAGCCUUAAUUUCUAAUGUGAUAGUUGAGCACAAAACAGCCUCAGGGGAAGAAGCAUAUAAUGUGUGUGUGUGUACGUGUUUUGUUCGGUGUGUGAUAUUCAUGCCUGUGUGUGUGUGUGUGUGUGUGCUAUAAUUGCAUCCCAUGAAAAGGCUUCGUCUCCCACUGUAAACACACCCACAUGAUAUAUCAUGAGGUUACAUGGGGAACAUCAUAUGAGUGGAAGUAAAUUGUGAUCAAGUCCUUUUUCAUGAAAAAAACCCUGUCAGGAAGCUCCUUUCCCCCCAUGCAGAUGUAAAUCAGUUUGCCAUAUCAAGACGUUUGGUCCACAUGGAUUUGAAGACAGAUUUUGAGCUACGUUACUUUCAUGGCCUACGGUUUUGAUCCUAGUUGUUGGGUUGGUACCUAUGUCCUUGUUUUCAAUGUAGUUACUCUAGAUGGGUGAUAGGUGCUCCAUAGGCACCUAGCAAAAAUCGCUUGCCAUUUUUGAGAGGGAUAAGGAUGUUAUUUAUAGAAGUAGUCAUAGAGAGAAGUAUUCUGUUUCUUUGUGGUGAGGUUAUAAUGAGGUCACUGUACUGUAUGAUUUGAUUUUUUGGAGGACACUGGAAAAGUAACCCUAGAUUUACCUUUUUGUCAUUUAGGUCCAGGUACUUUUGAUACUUCUUCUUUUAACUCCUGUAUUUGAAAGAAUUAAAUUGUUGGUAAAAAAAAUAAAAUAUUUAUGUUUAUUAUAUAAUAACAUAUCAUUAUACCCUGCAUACAGGGGGUCGAAAUAAUGAACAGAAUGUUGGAUUGUGGGUAAUUGCCAAACUAAAGACUUUGAAACAAUCCUGGCAGUUCUGAGAAAGAUGUAGCAACAAGAAAAGCAUUCAAUGAACAUUUGUACAUAAAUGAAUGUUUCCCUAAUGUAAAACAAAACAUCAAUCAAAUAACAUAUUACGCAGAUAUACAUUUUGUAAUUAAUGUUAUUACACUGUUGAUGUUAUGGCACGUGUAUGAAAAUCUAUCAGCAUUAAAAAAACCUUAAUGCCAUCAUUGUAUUGUCGCUGACUACAUAUAUUCGAGUGCAGGCUAAACAUGUGUUCCCACUUUGCACACAAUUAAA